UGUGUUCCUGAGACCGGAAGUGAAAUCUUUAACGAUGGAGGGGAGAAAUUAUGGUGUAGCGAUUUUUAUUUUAUUUUUGGAUAAAUAUUAAUGAAAUAUAUUACUGGAUUUUGCGACGUGACAGUUAAAAAUUUCCUGGUUUAACGAUGGUCAGCUUAUCUAACGAAUCGAGACACACAGGGGGCUAUUUUUUCAAUGAGGAUGGAUCAGGACAGAACAAAGAUACAGAAGACUUACUGUCAGAAAGUCCUGCUUUAAGUGCAGAAUUGGAUCCCCCUUUUAGAAAAAUUCACAUAGUUUGGGCUAUUGUAGUGGAAAUACUACUCUUUACUGGUCUGGUCAUAGCUACCUUUGUACUACCACAUAUUGAAGUCUUACAGCCUGAUAGAAAUACUACAAAACAUGAUGGAAAACAUUUAGGAGCACAUAUUGAUGAAAUAUCCGUAGCCUGUUAUGUCCAUGGAGGACUUUGGUUUGUCCUGCUUGGGUUUGAUCGAUAUUUGAGAUACCACCAUUACAGACACAGAAUGUGUGGAUAUCUGGAAUUUUAUAGAAGAACGAGACAUUUACGUAAAAUACCUUUGCUAGCAAAUUCAGCAGGUAAUGCUGCCUUAUUAGUAGUACUGAAGAUUUUACAAGAUUUAAAUGGAAGCCACACAGAUCUAUAUAUAGAAAUAGUGAUUGCCUUGGAGGCUGUGCUAGCUGUGUCAGUGCUGAUGAUUUAUCUUGUAAAAACCGUAAAGUUUAAUAGUUUAUUGAUGUCCCCAGAUGUCGCUCAAGAUGAAAUGAUUUCUAGUUUCAUGCAGAACAGUGGUACUUCAGAGAUUGGUUUUAGUUUUGGAUGUAAUGAUAUUGGAUUUAAAGAUGAGAAUUAUUCAGAUCAAGUAUUAGAGAAACAAGCAGAUAUGAUACGAUAUCUCAAACAACACAAUUCACAGCUUGGGAAACGUAUUCUAGCUUUGAAUGCUGAAAAUAAUGCAUUGAGAUCUCAGAUCGGUCAGAGAUAAUGUUCAAAUGUUUAAUGUUACAUUUAUGUCCCAUGACAAGCUUCAUAUACAUCAAUAAAUGUCACGCCAAAUUCUACAAAUAUGUACUCGAUUAACUGU
Molecule: messenger RNA, 1106 nt
Organism: Mytilus trossulus (common blue mussel)
Lineage: Eukaryota; Metazoa; Mollusca; Bivalvia; Mytilida; Mytilidae
Product: transmembrane protein 192-like
Exons: 7
Coding region: 147-1007 (286 amino acids)
Cellular component (GO): late endosome; lysosomal membrane
Source: RefSeq, a predicted model, not a curated record